UCCUGUGCGCGGUGGAGGCAUCGCGCCGCGGAUCAGAACAGACCAGCAGGACCGUCAUCCUGUUUCCGUCAGUCACCAUCUCUGAGUGUUUGGAUCAUGGAUCCGUAUCAGAACCAGCGAGGCGCCAGAAACCGGCUGCAGCCCAGCAGAGACUCACCAGGAGGAGCCCAGACACCUGAAGACCCCCACACAGACGCACCUGACCGCGGGAACCAGACACCGGGCAGCCGGCAGCCGCAGUACUCAAGUGGAUACACCCUGAUCCCACCAAAUGACUCUCUGCGAAGCAAAAUCAAAAUGAUGGCUCAGAAAGAAGAGGAAGCUCUGCAGAGAUGGAAAGAGGAAAACAGACCCGCUCCCGUGCAGCUGAACCCAGAGAGGCUCGGUGGUGGUAAUGUCACCUUGGCUGGAGCGCGAGAGAAGCAGUUUUCGGAUUUACGCUGCUCUAAACUGCAGAAGAAGCUGAGAAAGGAAGAGCAGGAGAGAAGGAGAAGACAACAGGAGGAGGACGAGUUACAGAAGAUGAAAGACGAACAGAGGGCGAAGGCCGAGCGCCUGCAGGAGAGGAGGCGACAGGAGGAUCAGAGGAGGAGGGAGCAGUUUGGGCAGGAUCGCAUCAGGAAGACUGAGCGUUUUCUGCAGAGGUUUGAGAGGACGGCCUCCGCUCCGCUGGCAUCCGGCAGCGCCACACACACGUCAUCCAGGAGUGAGGCGGUGGAGAGUCAACAGAAGGAGCCAAAAAGUGAGAGAGACGUAGAGCUGGAGCACCGGAGGGUGAACUCAGCCUUCCUGGACAGACUCGAGGGUCGAGGCAGAGCGAGUGAGAAAGAGACGAAGGAGGAAGGCGUUCAGGAGGACAUCAGACACCAGCGGCCAAACCAAAGUGGACAACAGCUCCCCUCAGCUCACCUGAACGCAGACCCCGAACAGAGCUACUCCGACUGUGCCGAGGACGACGACUCUGACUAUGACUGGGCCUUGAUGAAACUGAUGAGCAGCUUUCCAGACUGCAGCAGAGUCUUCCUAGAGGACAUCCUUGACCAGUGCAACAAUGACUAUAAUCAGGCCUACACACUACUCAACUGCACGCUGAAUUAAAAUUUAUAUUGUGAUUGACACUUAAGGAAUUAAGCCAAAGGGGGAAAAAUGUAUUGAGUGUUCAGGUGAUAAAAAAAAGCUAUGAGUUUCCUUGGGGGUGGAUGCAUUUAAAUGCUGCCUGCACUACACAGCUGUAUUAAAUAUAUACCUAUAAA
This is a messenger RNA of Plectropomus leopardus (leopard coralgrouper), 1253 nucleotides long. RefSeq names its product epithelial stromal interaction 1 (gene epsti1). NCBI's taxonomy places the organism in Eukaryota, Metazoa, Chordata, Actinopteri, Perciformes, Serranidae. The record is from RefSeq and is a predicted model, not a curated record.